AUGUUCACCAUAACUCUACACAUCUCCUUCUUUCUCUACCUCCUCUUCUACACCACCGCCGCCGCCGCUACCAUCGGCCACACCGCCAACGCGACACCUUACAUUCCGAGCGACUACUUUCUCCUCGACUGUGGUUCAUCUUCUAGUUUGAACGAUGCCAAAGGCCGGAACUGGAGCGGAGAUGCCCUCUCCAAAUUCUCGCCGUCAAACAUUUCAAACACAUCUUUGGAAUCUACAGCAUCCAAGCAAGACCCUUCUGUCAAUAAAGUCCCCUACAUGACUGCUCGUAUCAUUCACUCUCAAUUCACCUACACCUUCCCAGUCUCCAUCGGACCAAAAUUCAUUCGUCUCUAUUUCUACCCAGUUAAUUACUCUAACCUGGACAUAGCCAACUCUUUCUUCAACGUCACCUCCGGCGGCUACACCCUCUUAAGCAACUUCAGUGCCUUUCUCACUGUCUCUGCCAUGAAACCCGCAGUUGCUUCCCUAAGAAAGGAAUUCAUCGUCAACGUUAGGAACAACCACAUACUGAACAUAACCUUUUUGCCGUCUCCGAACUCUUACGCCUUCGUUAACGGCAUUGAAGUCGUUUCAAUGCCGGAAAAUCUCUACAUUCGCGGCAGUGAUCAUCAAAUUCGACUAGUCCCGAACCAAAUAUUUCACAAUAUUGAUAACAGCUCUGCUCUUGAGACUCUCUAUCGAUUAAAUGUUGGCGGUAAUGAGGUCUCAAUAACCAAUGAUACCGGAAUGUUUCGUUUAUGGCUUCCGGACGACGAUUACACCUACUCAGCUUAUGGGUUUACACCUCACAGGGAAGUCUCAAUCCAAUAUACAAAGGACACACCACCUUACACUGCACCGCAGAUCGUUUACACAACCUCAAGGACCAUGGGCAACGACAGUGAAAGUUACAAUCUGACAUGGAAAUUUCCUGUUGAUUCUGGGUUUUAUUAUCUUCUCAGACUCCAUUUCUGCGAGAUUCAAUUGGAGGUGACCCUCGAGAACCAAAGGGUUUUUAUAAUAUACAUCAACAAUCAAACGGCACAGAGAGGAGCAGAUGUUAUCCAGUGGAGUGGUGGCACUAGAAUCCCAGUGUUCAAAGACUACGUCAUCAAGGUCACCGACCCAGAUGGUCGCCAGAGCAAGCAAGACUUGUGGCUCGCUAUGUACCCUGAGCUCGACUUUAAACCCGAGUACGCUGAUGCUAUAUUGAAUGGUUUAGAAAUCUUCAAAUUGAAUAGAACAGACGGUAGUCUGGCGGGGGCAAACCCUGAACUUGUACUCAGUCCACCGUCGGGACCAUUCACCUUGUCACCGCAGAAGAAGAACAAUAAAGAAACACCUAGGUUGGCGGUCAUUAUCGGCACCGUAGUCGGAGGAGGGUCUGUUCUAGUCUUGAUCUUAGGUUUCUUGAUUUUUCGACGACGGAGGAGAGUGAAAGCCUUGGGCUCAACUCAGCCCAAGUCGUCGUGGGUCCCCUUAUCUGACGGUUCAAAGUCCACAAAAACCAGCGGUUCAUCACUACCGUCUGAUCUAUGCAGACGCUUUUCACUUGAGGAGAUCACAUCAGCUACAUGCAACUUCGAUGACAAUUUUGUCAUCGGGGCAGGAGGAUUUGGUAAUGUGUAUAAGGGCCACAUCGACAACGGUGCAACCACCGUUGCGAUCAAACGAUUGAACCCAUCAUCAAAUCAAGGGGCCCGCGAGUUUCAAACAGAGAUCGGUAUGCUAUCGAAGUUACGCCACCUCCAUCUGGUGUCGUUGAUCGGUUAUUGCAACGACAAUCGUGAGAUGAUCUUGAUUUAUGAUUAUAUGGCCCACGGGACCCUCCGUGAUCAUCUUUACAAAUCAAAGAAACAACCCAUUCCGUGGAAGCAACGCCUUCAGAUUUGCAUUGGCGCUGCAAAGGGACUACAUUAUCUCCACACAGGUGCGAAACGCACAAUCAUUCACCGUGAUGUGAAGUCCACCAACAUUUUAUUGGAUGAGAAAUGGAUGGCUAAGGCCAAGUGGGCCCGAAAUUCUUAUAGGAAAGGGAACCUUGAUCGGAUUGUUGAUCCUAAUCUAAAGGGUGAGAUUGCGCCAGAGUGUUUGAGGAAGUUUGGUGAAGUAGGUGAUAGUUGCUUGCGGGAUAAUGGUAUCGAUCGUCCAGGAAUGAAUGAUGUUGUGUGGGGCCUUGAGUUUGCGCUACAACUUCAAGAGGCAGCUGAGAAGAUGGCUCACGGUGGUGGUGGGUUGCUCCCGGCAGCGUUAGCCAGUCCCUCUGCUCCUCUUCUACAUGGAGAGGCAACGACCACCGAUGAUGAUGAAGUAUUUACUGGGUCAGUUGAAAACAUGUCAAGAUCAACGGUCAGCAAUGAGAGAUUGAAGUCGGAGACUGUGUUCUCUGAGAUCAUGAAUCCCGCUGGACGUUGAGAAAGUGAAUGCUCUUCGGGUGGGUCCUCCGUGGGGUCCAGAUUUUUGGCCUUCACGUUGACCGACUUCUGAAAGGUCAAGUAGCUUAUUAUAGUCUUCUAGUUUUGUCUAUUAUCAGC
Molecule: messenger RNA, 2534 nt
Organism: Ilex paraguariensis (yerba mate)
Lineage: Eukaryota; Viridiplantae; Streptophyta; Magnoliopsida; Aquifoliales; Aquifoliaceae
Source: the annotation of a GenBank genome assembly